This is a messenger RNA of Strongylocentrotus purpuratus (purple sea urchin), 2262 nucleotides long. RefSeq names its product E3 ubiquitin-protein ligase KCMF1. The record is from RefSeq and is a predicted model, not a curated record. NCBI's taxonomy places the organism in Eukaryota, Metazoa, Echinodermata, Echinoidea, Camarodonta, Strongylocentrotidae. Gene Ontology annotation, molecular function: zinc ion binding. The coding region runs from base 201 to 1409 and encodes 402 amino acids. Gene Ontology annotation, cellular component: plasma membrane. The transcript has 8 exons. Gene Ontology annotation, biological process: synaptic signaling.
UCGAGGUUGUGACAUCACUGCUCAUGGGGCUGAGCACUUUAGAUUUUGAUGAAUAUGUGUGAAUAAUUGGACAUAAAAACACCAUUUAUUUUUCAUGUGGAGCCUGUAUUUAACAUUUGCAUGUAAUUUGUAGGUCACAAGACUCCCCUUAAGCUGUGAAUGGAUUUUGAGUCAAACUUGGGGCUGAGUUUUUGCCUAGGAUGUCCCGACAUGAAGGUGUAAGCUGUGACUGCUGUCUAAAAAGUAAUUUCCGAGGCAGACGGUACAAGUGUCUCAUCUGUUACGACUAUGACCUUUGUUCGACCUGCUAUGAAAACGGAGCAACCACUACAAGACACACAGCAGAGCAUCCAAUGCAGUGCAUACUUACUAGAUCAGAUUUUGAUUUAUAUUAUGGUGGUGAAGCGGUGAGUUUAGACCAAGCACAGUCCUUCUCCUGUCCGUACUGUGGGAAGAUGGGGUAUACAGAAACAACCCUACAAGAGCACGUCACUUCAGAACAUUCAGACUCUAAUGCAGAAGUGGUAUGUCCAGUGUGUGCAGCAUCACCAGGAGGUGACCCUAAUCAUGUGACUGAUGAUUUUGCAGCUCAUCUAACGUUAGAACACAGAUCAUCGCGAGAAAUUGACGAGGCAGGCAACGUGAGGCAUCUAAGAAGAAUGUUUCAUCCAGGCAGAGGUAUAGGACCCAGACCGCGGCGGACCAACAUGCACUUUGGCGGCGGCAGUGGACUCUCCGCGGGUCAAAGUUCAGGUUCCCCCGGCAACAGAGAAGCUAUGGACCCUAUAGCAGAACUUUUAUCGCAGCUAUCUGGGGCAAGGCGGUCAGCGGGUGGUCUUGGCAGCCACUCCUCUACGGCCUCCCAGCUGCAUCAACUCCAGAUGAUGCAGCUACAACUAGAAAGGCAGCAACAGCAGCAGCAGCAACAACAACAGCAACAGCAGCAACAAUCUCAGAAUGCCCAAGUUAGGAGUAUGGGGAGACGGCAAGUAGAAAGUUUGACAGUACCUCCUCCACGGAGACCUACAGGGGCGGCUGCAUCGGCCAACAGCAACCCCAGCAGCCACGGCGCCCCCUCUUACAACGCGGUGGUAGAGGCUGGCUUACUAGCAGCCAGCGCAGCAUCACAACCAGAGUCCCAGUACCUAUUAUCAAGGAUAAAUGAUCCUUCCCUGUCAGAGACUGACCUCCAGGUUUCAGAGAUAGAGAACGCAGACCGCAGUUUCUUUCUCCAAGACCUGAUCCUCUCCACGCUAAACGACUCCGACAAGGACUCCGACACUUCCCUAGAAAACAUAGAGGGUGCUCUUGCUCGGAGCAGUCCCGUGGAGGAUACCCUGACGAUAGCAUCGCCAACCCUUCGCAAGUUAGGAUCUUUAAAUUUGAAAGAGAAGGAGGGGCCGGCAUAGCACAUAGCCUCUCCCUGUGUUUGUGUGUUGUUUGUGACUGAUAUUGUAACAGUGAGGCGAGUAAAAGAGAGAUAAAAACACAAAACCAAUUUACCAGUGCAUUCUUGUAUAUUAUAUUAAUAUGAAUAUAUAAACUAUGAUAUCCAAUGGUAGAGAGUCUGUUAUCAGGCCAGUAUAGGACUGGGCUAGGUCGGGGGCCAAGAAUAGCGGGCACUCACUUCAGACUUUUGCAAUAUUUUAUUUUAUACUUUUUUGCAGAUGUAGUAGAUUGUUUAGAGAGAGGCCCUCCAAAGUUGUUGCUGUAAGGAUCCUGUAUGACAGGGAAUAUUUUCCUCUUUUUUUUUUGGUUUAUUGUUGUUGGUAAGAAUUUGACAAAAUAAUGAUAUUGAGAUCCUAAAUUGGCAACCUGGGGCAUUGCAUUUGUUGUCUUUCUGUCAAGCAGCCUGCCAGAUACGCGCAUAUGUUGUUCAUUUCAUUCAGAACAAUUUUUUAUAGAUAUCUGCGAGCAAUGAUCUGCCUUAUGUUAUGUUAUGCUAUUAGUUUUCUUUGUGAUCCCGGGGUACCAGCUUUUAUUGAUGAAGACACAUGCCUCAUCUUUCUUUACAUGUUUAUGUCAAAACAAGUUCUACAUGAUAACUUUUCACCCCUUCGAAUUAGAAAAGUGGUCUCAGACUUUGGCCUAAUGGCACAAUAGCCCAUUAUUAUUAAUAAUAUUCACUUAUACCUUGAUUACAAAAUUACUCAACUAUUUCUAUUUAAUUAAAUUGUACGUUAACAACCAAAAUCAUACAUUAACCUACCUAUCAAAGUACAGUUCUAGAGCCAUUGUACCCUUUGGUCAAGCCCCUCCAAA